This is a messenger RNA of Orbilia oligospora ATCC 24927, 2085 nucleotides long. RefSeq lists its product as uncharacterized. NCBI's taxonomy places the organism in Eukaryota, Fungi, Ascomycota, Orbiliomycetes, Orbiliales, Orbiliaceae. The coding region runs from base 1 to 2085 and encodes 694 amino acids. The transcript has 2 exons. The record is from RefSeq and is a predicted model, not a curated record.
AUGCGGCCCUCGGCGAGUUUAACACUUCUUUAUGUCGGCCUGAUAGGCCAGACUGUUCUUUCGCAGGACACAGAUCUUGCACAUAGCUUUAACCAUUCAAGGAUUGGAAUUACAGAGACUAUCACCGAAACUACGUGGGUCUAUCCCGUAGUUACGAUGUACGGUGCACGGGAGAGACAAUGUGGUCCACAAUCUUUGGAACUUUGUGUAGAUGUUUCCAGAUCGAUGUUCUCUAUGGGUUCUAUGACUACAGCGCCGUUACCAACUUCUACUGCAACCUUGCAAGGACCUUUUGCAAUUGAAGUCCAGACUUUACAGGAAGUUGUGGAACUGACUGAAACGCAAUAUCUUGCCAUUGCUGGUGAAUAUGUCGUCCUUUACCCGGGUCCUCAUAUUCCCGGGUGGUAUAUUGACUCUGAUGGAAAUCUUAUUUUUGAUAACACUGGUUUCAGGCUUGGGAUUGCUCCGCUUGAUAUACAAACAUCAAACGUAAAGCGAAUGUUGAGAAUAGAUCCCGAUCAAGAUAACAAUGGUUAUGAUACUAUCAUAGCUGGAAACAGAGAAGCUCCAGUCGGUGCGAAUAUAUUUACUAGAUGGCACGGGGACCCGAGAAGUCCUACUUCUCCGCUCCAAAUCAUCGACCAAGAUAAUAAUGUCACCGAUCUUGGUUUCAUGGGGUGCAAGUUCGUUAUCCCGGACUUAGGUGUCAAGGCAUGGCAAUUGGAGGCUGCGUACAACGUCGAGGGAUUCCUACAAAGCAACGAGACAUCUAGUGUAGUCGACCCCGAAUUUUGCGCCUCAGUUCUACUAUUACCGGUUACGUCGGUCCCGGUGUCUACAGCCGUAUCUUCGCAUACAUCAAAUUAUAUCACCACUUCUUCUUCAUCGGUGGCUAGUAUUACUCCUACGCCGACAGAGACAACUUGGACUUCUUUCCCGAUUCAAGUCGACUUUGAUACCUCGAACAGCCCAGACACGGAGGCGGAGUAUUAUAUCGAAGAAGAUGAGAAUGGAUAUGCAUAUGUCGAUGCAACUACGGAUCCUCCUUACUACCAUUAUCACAAUGAUAGCGGCCUUCUUUCCUCCGAAGUUUCAGGAAAUUACCUGAAGAUCGCAGUCGUAGACUCGCCUAAUAGCCUCUCCUCCUCAUCUUCAGCUGGCAGACGUCGCCAAAUCUCCAACGGCGAUAACUUCGAAGCCAUAGUCGAAGGCGAAACCAUCAUCCCCGCCGGCAUCAACAUCCCAACAUUCCUCGUCUGCCCCCCAAACUCCACGGACACAGAUAAUCACUCCCUCAUCCUAGCUUACGACCCAGAUACCUACAUCCAACAAAACUCCAAUUUAAACUGCGUAACCGCAAGUCUAAGCUUAAACACAAACGCCCCAACCCCAUCAACAACCAUCAUCAGCACCACAAUAACAACCACAGAACUCCCCACUGUCACAGCUACAGCUCUUUCUCCCAAUAUCAUCGGAUGUAACGCACUAAACUAUACACUAGCAUACUCAACCACCGGUGUCAUGAACUCCUUCGCUACCGCAUGUUGGUGUUAUUCUUACCUCGCAUCUACAAUCUCCGCCAUCACAACCCAAGACUGUACCCCCACAAUCUACAAAGUAGUCCCAAGCAUAACCUCCAUUUCCGUCUCCGGCGUCCUCUCCUCCACAACCUCCGGUAGCGGUGCAAUCCGUUCCGAUAGAGAAAGCAUAAACUCCCACCACCGCUUUAUUCUUCCCAGAAACACCACCGCCGUUGCGGGAACAACGACUAUUUCCACACCAGCCACCACCACUACUAACAAUUACGAAGAUAUAACAGUAGUCCCCACCCCGACAGAAUGGUUUUCGGCAGUCGAGGCUUCUCCGGCUUAUUUUACAAGCUUUUGUGAUACGAUGUUGGAAGGGAAUAGGAUUGAGACUUUAACGAUCACGAGUUUGAGUGUGGUUAGUAAUACGGUUGGUUCGGUUGUUAUUUCGCAGACUACGGUGCAGACGGUGUGUUAUCAGGAGGUCUGGGAGCCGGCUGUGACUAUGAGUACGCCGGCUAUUGUUAUUUGUCCGGUUACGGUGACGGGGAGUUCUUAA